Messenger RNA from Mytilus trossulus (common blue mussel), 1890 nucleotides. Its product is annotated as organic cation transporter protein-like. Gene Ontology annotation, cellular component: membrane. Gene Ontology annotation, molecular function: transmembrane transporter activity. The transcript has 9 exons. Gene Ontology annotation, biological process: transmembrane transport. The record is from RefSeq and is a predicted model, not a curated record. Bases 230 to 1723 code for a protein of 497 amino acids. Lineage: Eukaryota; Metazoa; Mollusca; Bivalvia; Mytilida; Mytilidae.
AUCAAGACAACAGUGUGAUCUGUCGUCUCGUUACAACCAACUUCAUUUGGUCAGAACAUAACUUUCAAAAGCUGUACAAGUAAAAAUGGGAUUUUUUUUUCUUUUUCGUAGUACCAGCUUUUUAAGUAAAUGAAAUAUGCUUUACUGUUAAUUUUUAUAUUCUUAUUAUGGAGAUUAUACUGAGUUAAACGUUACUCUUCAUGUCAGUAAAUCUGUGACGAAAAAGAACAUGUCAGUAGACGUCAAUGAAUAUUUAGAAAGCUUGCUUACUGAUCUAGGAGCAUGUGGAAAAUUCCAGCUUCUGUUUUACUGUCUUGUUUAUGGCAGCAUGAUCCCAGCUGCAUUUAGUGUUUUGAUGAUGACAUUUGGUGGAAUCGAGCCAAAUUGGUCAUGUAACUGGUUGUCAAAGAAUGGCCAGUUGCUGAAUACUACAUCUCAAAUGAUGUGUAACCCAGAUAAUUCUACACAUGAAGCUGUAUGCGUUUCAAAAACAUUUGAUUCAUCCCUGUCGACAAUAGUUCAGAAGUGGGAUCUGACAUGUGACAGGGAGUGGAUAGUAUCAACAAUAACAACUAUACAACUUGCAGGACUACUUUUUGGCGCAAUCAUGUCCGGCCAGAUCGGAGAUUCGUUCGGGAGAAAACCAACUUUUUUCGUUUCAUUUAUUAUGCUUUUCGCAUUCAACCUGGUGGCAGCUUUUUCAGUAAGCUGGCAAAUGUUUGCAGUCUUGAGAUUUUUCAUUGGAAUUGCAAGUGGGUGGUAUUUGACAAUUUACAUUAUAUUUUUGGCUGAACUCACCUCUAUGAGAUAUAGAUCUGGUAUAGUGGCAUUUCCCGCUUGGCCAAUAGGAACAAUGAUUUUUGGAUUAUUUUGUUGGAUUUUAAACGACUGGAAAAACAUUCAGAUUACAACUGCUAUUUUGUGUGUACCUUGGCUGAUUGGACUUUGCUUUGUGCCAGAAAGUUACAGAUGGUUUGUGUCAAGAAAUAAGAUCAAUGAAGCUCAUCAAGUUUUAACUAAAAUUGCAAGACUAAAUGGAAAAUCACCACCAGAUUUUGUUAAACUGUGUGACAUCAUUGCUUUUACGAAGACUGAAAACACUUGUGAUCGAAAACGUACUGUUGUAGAUAUUUUGAAGACAAAACAUCUUUUAAAAGACACUUUACUAUUGAAUGUAUGUUGGAUAUCGUGUGGAUAUGGAUAUUUUGCGAUUUCUUUUGGUGUUAAACAAUUAUCUGGAAAUAUAUACCUAAAUAUAGUAUUUCUUGGACUUGUUGACGUAGUACAAAUAUGUGUGUCUUUUAUAGCUAAUAAGAUUGGUAGGAAAAGAACUACCUUUAUAUUCUUUGCAGUAGCAGGUAUUACAGGCACUGUUGUUGGAAUUCUACAAUUUAUAGAUCUAAACAAUAAAGGACAACUAGUAAAUGGUUUUGCUUUCACGUCUAAAAUGUGUGUUAAUUCGGGAUGGAUUUCACUCAUCAUCCUUACUUCUGAGAUAUAUCCAACAGUUGUCAGAAAUGUAGGUUUCGGUCUUAAUAAUUCCAUAGCACGUAUAGGUGCGAUGACAGCGCCACAGCUUGUAUUUGCAAGUAAACAUAUUCCAGGAUUAUCAUACUUACUACUGGGAGGAUUGUUCCUAUUUUCUUGUAUCUGUGUAGUUUUUUUACCAGAGACAAAUAAGAAAGCUUUGAAAGACACCAUUGACGAGAACGAAGGACUUUAAAUAAAAUGUUUGUACUAAAGCUUGUUUUAAAACUGUUAUGAUCUAGUCAUGAUAUGAAUCGUUGAUUUCCAAAUUUGGCUGAAUUACCAUUAUUAUGUCAUGACGAUCAGUAGCUAUAGUGUGCCAAACGGUAAAGAUAACAGACAAUAAAAACAGUGGAAACAAGA